ACAGAACAGAGAAGAAGCAACGAAUCUCAUUACAACGAUGAUUACAACACAAACAUUUGUCUUUGUCCUCUUCCUCGUAUCUCUCCCUUUCUCCACAUUCGCUGCACCUCCGUCGUCGGACUCUACCUACGAAUCAUUCGUUCAGUGUUUCUCCGACAAGACGAAAUCUCCACAAGCCCAAAUCACUGACAAUGUCUUCUCUCGGACAAACCCUUCUUUCUCCUCCGUCCUUCGUGCUUACAUUCGAAAUGGGAGGUUCAACACUUCAUCUACUCCAAAACCCACUAUCAUCGUCACUCCUCGUUCCGAGAGCCACGUCAGCGCCGCCGUCACUUGCUCAAAAACACUAAAUUUCCUCCUCAAAAUCCGAAGUGGUGGCCAUGAUUACGAAGGUCUCUCUUACAUCUCCGAUAAACCCUUUUUUAUACUCGACAUGUCGAAUCUCCGUGAUGUCUCAGUCGAUAUCGCCGAUCAAUCGGCGUGGAUCUCUGCUGGAGCAACUCUCGGCGAGGUUUAUUACAGAAUUUGGGAAAAAAGUAAAGUCUAUGGAUUUCCCGCCGGUGUUUGUCCGACGGUUGGUGUUGGUGGACAUAUAAGCGGCGGUGGUUACGGUAAUAUGUUGAGGAAAUUCGGAUUAUCAGUUGAUAACUUGAUUGAUGCAAAGAUCGUCGAUGUAAAUGGUCAGAUUUUAGACCGGAAAGCAAUGGGUGAGGAUCUUUUUUGGGCGAUUUCCGGUGGAGGAGGAGCUAGCUUCGGCGUCGUUUUAGGAUACAAAGUCAAGCUCGUUCCUGUGCCAGAAACUGUAACGGUUUUUAGGGUGGAGAAGUAUAUGGAUUCAGGAGCGGUGGAUAUGGUUCACAAAUGGCAAUCAGUGGGUCCGAAAACCGACCGGAAUCUGUUUUUGAGAAUGUUGAUCCAACCAGCGACGAGGAAGAAGGUGAAGACGGUGAGAGCUACUGUGGUGGCUCUGUUUUUAGGCAGAGCAGACGAAGUUGUUGCGUUGCUUCGUAAGGAGUUUCCUGAAUUGAGUUUAAAGAAGGAGAAUUGCACGGAGAUGACUUGGUUACAGUCUGCUUUAUGGUGGGAUAAUCGUGUUAACCCUACUCAGAUUGAUCCUAAAGUGUUUCUUGAUCGGAAUCUUGAUAGAACGAAUUUCGGGAAGAGGAAAUCGGAUUACGUUGUGAGUGAGAUUCCUAGAGAUGGGAUUGAGUCUUUGUUCAAGAAGAUGAUCGAGUUGGGGAAAAUCGGGCUUGUUUUUAAUCCGUAUGGUGGGAAAAUGGCGGAGGUUACGGUUGAUGCGACCCCGUUUCCGCACCGAAACAAGCUUUUCAAGAUUCAGUACUCGGUGACCUGGCAAGAAAACUCUGUCGAGAUAGAGAAGGGCUUCUUGAAUCAGGCUAACGUUCUUUAUAGUUUCAUGACGGGGUUUGUGAGCAAGAACCCCAGAAAUGCUUACUUGAAUUACCGAGAUGUGGAUAUUGGUGUGAACGAUCAUGGUACGAAUAGUUAUGAGGAAGGAGAGGUGUAUGGAAGGAAGUAUUUUGGAGGUAAUUUUGAUCGAUUAGUAAAGGUUAAAACCGCUGUUGAUCCAGAUAAUUUCUUCAGGAAUGAACAGAGUAUACCUACCUUGCCUAGCAAGGCAUAGUGUUAAACAAAUUUAGCUUUUUUUUUUCUUAAUAAAUGAAAACAUUUGGUUUUGAUUAAACCAACAAUGUUGAUUUGGAAUAUUGUAUUCACGGAACUCCUACUAUAAUAAAGAUUCUUUUGUCAC
Messenger RNA from Arabidopsis arenosa, 1771 nucleotides. The record is from the annotation of a GenBank genome assembly. Lineage: Eukaryota; Viridiplantae; Streptophyta; Magnoliopsida; Brassicales; Brassicaceae.